Messenger RNA from Ostreococcus tauri, 443 nucleotides. Its product is annotated as unnamed product. The annotation marks the transcript as partial. The record is from RefSeq and is a predicted model, not a curated record. NCBI's taxonomy places the organism in Eukaryota, Viridiplantae, Chlorophyta, Mamiellophyceae, Mamiellales, Bathycoccaceae. The transcript has a single exon.
AGAAGUUUGCGAGCGGCCCGGUGGUGUCGUUUAUUUUCUUCUUGAAGCCCGGCGCGGUGAACUCGGCCGAGCGCGCUCGCGCUGUUGCCGACCUCGCCGCCGGUGAAGCCGCACAGGUACGCGCCGCCGCUGAACGCGGUGACUUCCCCGUCGCCGGCUUGAUCGGCGCCAUCGCGGCGACGGCGCUCGCUGGAGGCGCCGCGUUGUUGGUGAGUAGUGGCGACGUGCCGGCCACACCGUCGAUUCCGAAGGUCGAGGCGCCGAAGGUUCAACGGGCCGCGCCCUCUAUGCCCUCGAUGCCCAACUUCUUCGCCCAGUCGAAGGAGGCGCCGCCGGUCGCCGACGCGCCACUUCGAGACGUUGCCGCAAUGGAGGCGGUCGAGAAACUUCAAAAUGGCCAGGGCGACGCGCGUGACCUCUACGAAAUGAUGUCUCGCCGAUAA